Nothobranchius furzeri (turquoise killifish) is the source of this 2812-nucleotide messenger RNA. The record is from RefSeq and is a predicted model, not a curated record. NCBI's taxonomy places the organism in Eukaryota, Metazoa, Chordata, Actinopteri, Cyprinodontiformes, Nothobranchiidae.
UUUCUGAAAAUGUAAAAAACAUUUUAUGGUGACUCUUUUAUUUGUAUAGCCUCAUCAGAAUGGGUCCAAAAUAGACAUAGAAAUGAAAAUAUGUUGAUCUAUAUCAACAGCUAUUCUAGAAAUGCUAGUGAGGCUGCUCUAAUGUCGCUCCAAGCCGGGCUACAAAUGGCCCCCGGCCCGGAGAUUUCUGUCAACAGGUAACGUUUUAGCCCCGCCCACAUCACCGUCGGUGGCCCCUCCUCCUUAGUGCUGGACAACAAAGCAGAGUUGGCAUUUAUUUCAGGGACGGAGUUUAUUGAGGCAAACGACGUCAUUUCUUUACCAGUUUGCUCUGGUCCAACAUGGAGAAGACGCGUCUACUUUACACCAGUUUGGCUCUACCGACCGAACCGCGGUCUUGGUCCAGAAGCAGGCUAACCGACCCGGGCUUCAGAGUUUCGCAGCAGGUUCGGCUCACAAUGAGACAGCGGCAAAAGAGCAGCUCAGCAGACGGUGGAGUCAAUUCAAUCACAUUUACAACAAACUCUGUUGAUGCCGCUGAUGGGUCUUUGUCUCGCUCAAAGACUAAUAAAUCAGCCCUCCAUAGCUCGUCUUUAACCAAUUAUGAAUUGAAAUCAUCCAGGAGCAUGGCAGCACCUCAAAAAUCCUUGAUGGAUGUGUUCAGCACUAAUUCUACUGUGCGUCGCACAACAAACACCAUUGCACAUGGCAGUGAAACUCGGGGCAAAGGGGACAGCCAGAAGACCCUGAACCAAAAAUCCUCACAGCUGUCUGUAAACAGCACAAGGGUAAAAAGGAAUUUGGGAAAUAAUCCUCCAAAGAUGACGCUGGAGAAGGCUGUACACUUUCUCCUGAAUCAGAACGAGGAAAAGCUGAUUGCUGGAGCUUCCCACAUACAACAUGAAUGCUUCCGUGACCAAUGUGCCAAAAGUACGAUUCAGAGGCUGGGCGGCAUUGAAAAGCUUUUGCCACUUCUUGGUAAUGAAAGUGAGAACGUGCAGUGUGCCGCCGCCGGAGCCCUGCGCAACGCCGUCCACCGGCAUAAUGACAAUAAGUGGAAAGUGAAUGAGUGCAAUGGCAUUGAAGCCAUUUUGAGUGCACUGAAAAGCAGCUGUUCUAAGGAGACAAUACGCCAUCUCACAGGUCUUUUGUGGAAUCUAUCUGCUUAUGAGGACUUAAAAGAGAUGUUCCCUGAAGAAACUGCAUCAAUCCUCACCAAAACAGUCCUGGUGCCGACCUCUGGCAUUUUCAAAGAUGAUAAUCCAAAACAUGAGCUUAAUGCUGACACCGAAGCUUUCUGCAAUGCAUUAAACUGCAUACAAAAUCUGAGCUCUGCAGGAGACAACACCAGGAAAGUUCUAAGAGACUGUGAGAAUCUCAUUGAUUCUCUUGUUUACUAUAUCAGAAGAACUGUGGACGACAAAAAUGCUGAUGACAAGUCAACAGGAAUCUCUGUGCACAUUCUGCACAACCUGACAUAUGAGUUUGAACCAGAGCUUCCAAAGAAGAUUACACGAUGUUCCAGUGAAUCUCAGAAAAACGUGGCUUCCGAGCGGACGCGUGUUGGCUGUUUUCCACGUCGCACUGCAAAGGUCACAAAGGAUCCAGAGGAAGAGUCACCUGUGCUGAAGGAGCAAACAUCCCCCCAAGGUUCGGAGUAUCUGUGGAGUUCCAUCACCAUGCGGUUGUACCUGUCGCUGCUGGUCUGCAGCCAGAAUGUCACAACGCAGCUAGCUGCCAUUGGGGCAUUGCACAAUGCCACCGCUGGAAGCGGAGAGAUGCCAAAAAUUGUGGCUGCCACUUUAAAAAGGGAGAAAGAUACACUCAAAGUCAUCGAGACGUUUUUACAAAAGAAAGAUGAGAACUUGAUGAAGGCAGCCAUUUCUCUGACCAGAAACCUCUCUCAACACAGAGUAUUCCAGUCUACCAUUGUGAACAAGAUGUUGCCAGAAAUAAACAAUUUAUUGGCAGAAAGAAAAGAGGUGGUGCCUUUGUGUCAGAUUCUCAUUAAUCUGUGCUGGAAUAGUACGGAGAACAGCAGAGCUGUCCUCGAAGAGGAUAUCCUGCCAAAAAUAAUAUACACAAGCAAAUUAGAAAACAGCUAUGAAGAGAUCAAGAAAGCAAGUAUCCUGCUACACAUAAUGUGGAAUCACAAUGAGCUCCGUAAGGACUUCAAGGCUGUGAGUUUUCCCACACAUAAAACGAAACGCUUAAAAAAAUCUGAUUUCAUCAACAAAAACACAAAACGGGCUUUGGAGGCUGUGAAGGAAAAGUAACACUAUCUUCCGUUUCCUGUUAUUAAUCAUCUUCAUCAGUGACACUUUCUUAAUGUUUAAGGACACAAAAACAUGAUGAAGCAUUUUUCUAAACGAGUACACUUUUUUGUUUGUUUACCCUUUUGAUUGUUGCUGUGGUGUGACUUUGAGGACAUACGUGUCAUUUUAACUGCAUGAAACUAGCGGCAUCGUUUUAUUUCAUAACAAAAAAUCACACAUGUUUGCACUAAAUACUUGCCUUUUUGGACCUUUUAAGCCAUCUAAAUACAUUCAGCACACUGUUGCAGUUCCUUAGGGCCUUACUGACAAAUGACUGUAGAUGUUUUGAAAUAUUGGAGUAUUUUUUUAAAUGAUUUAAACUAAGUAUUUGUAGUAUGUGGUUUUUCUUUCUUGUACUAAAUAUUCUCAUGAAUGAUAGAAAAAUAAUUGUUUUUAAUAUUUGAAACGAACAUGAAGGGGCUCAUAAAUUAAUGUAAAAUGCCUAUUUAAUUGUGUUUUCUGAAAUAAACUGUUUUAAAGGAAAAAGCUGAACUUAA